Messenger RNA from Loa loa (African eye worm), 510 nucleotides. RefSeq lists its product as hypothetical. NCBI's taxonomy places the organism in Eukaryota, Metazoa, Nematoda, Chromadorea, Rhabditida, Onchocercidae. The coding region runs from base 1 to 510 and encodes 169 amino acids. The transcript has 3 exons. The record is from RefSeq and is a predicted model, not a curated record.
AUGACUUCAUCGAUAUUAUGUAUACUAUCAUAUUUGUUUGCAUUUAUUCUAGCUGCAAAAAUUCCGGAAAAAUCAAUCAGAAAAGUUCAUCUGCCGCAAACGAAUUGUAAAUUCUCUGUACAUAAUGGUGGACCAAACGGUAAAGAAAUUUCGGGUACGAAUUUGUACUCAGAACUGUACUAUAAAAUAAAGUGCGACAAAGAAAAGGGUUACUGUUUACAUGUUGCAAAUUGUACAGUAAAAAGUGACAGGGAAAGUAUGGAACCGUAUCUUAUCAUCGAUGAACAUGGUUGCACCUUGGAACCAAGCUUGUUCGAGCAUGUACAGUACGAAGAUGACUUUACGGCUGGAAUCUACAAUCCAUUUCCGAUCCGAUUCCGCGGAUCCAGCUCAUCAGUGCAGUUUUUCUGUUCCACUACAUUAGUACCAACAAUUGAUGGUGAAUGUUCCCGCAAAAUGUGCACUUGGAAUGAAUACAGUUCCAACCAUAAUUCUGAGAAAAAAAAUUAG